Molecule: messenger RNA, 6255 nt
Organism: Egretta garzetta (little egret)
Lineage: Eukaryota; Metazoa; Chordata; Aves; Pelecaniformes; Ardeidae
Product: unconventional myosin-X-like
Exons: 41
Coding region: 1-6255 (2084 amino acids)
Cellular component (GO): myosin complex; cytoskeleton
Molecular function (GO): ATP binding; protein binding; cytoskeletal motor activity
Source: RefSeq, a predicted model, not a curated record
AUGCUGCUUCCAAGCCUAGGAGCAUAUGGCUCCAUCGCCAGGAAAAACACAAGGCUUGGAUGCCCGAUACCCGUUGAACAGCCUCAGUGUGCCAGGAGGACAAAGGGUGCCAGGGUGUGGCUGCGGGAGCAGGACCAGCUGCAGCCAUGCACUGUUGGCUCAUGUGCCGAUGGAAAUGUGCUCUUCACCUCGGAUUAUGGCACGGUAUUCCAGUACCCCAAGGCCUCCCUUUCCAGAGAAAAAGUCUUGCCAAUGCACCAGACCAGCGUUGAUGGGGUAGAAGACAUGUCCACGCUGGGAGAUCUGCAUGAAGCAGCCAUCCUGCUUAACCUGCACCAGCGCUACCAACAGGGUAACAUCUAUACAAACAUUGGUUCCAUCUUGGCAUCAGUAAAUCCCUACAAACCCAUCCCUGGUCUGUACAGUGUGGAUGCCAUAGACCUGUACAGACAGCACCGCCUGGGUGAGCUGCCUCCCCAUAUCUUCGCCACCGCUAACGAGUGCUACUGCUGCUUGUGGAAGCGUCAUGACAGCCAGUGUGUUCUGAUAAGCGGAGAAAGUGGAGCUGGAAAGACUGAGAGCACCAAGUUGCUGCUGAAAUUUCUGUCGUCUAUGAGCCAGACUUCCCUUGGGGCCCCUGCGUCAGAGAAGAGCACUCGUGUGGAAGAAGCCAUCCUGGAAAGCAGCCCCAUUCUGGAGGCCUUUGGAAAUGCCAAGACAGUUUAUAACAACAACUCCAGCCGCUUUGGCAAGUUCAUCCAGCUGCACUUCUCUCAACAUGGACACAUCCAGGGAGGCCGAGUAACUGAUUAUUUACUGGAAAAGAACAGAGUGGUACACCAGAACCCUGGAGAGAGGAAUUACCACAUCUUUUAUGCUCUGCUAGCUGGUGUGAGCGGGGAGCAGAAAGAGAGCCUCUCCCUCUCUGAGCCAGAGACUUACCGCUAUUUGAACCAGUCUGGUUGUGUGACUGAUGAAAACCUGAAUGACAUAGAGAUGUUCAAUAAGGUCAUGACUGCCAUGAAGGUGGUGGACUUCAGCACUGAAGAAAUCAGAGACAUCUUCAAACUUCUUUCUGGCACACUUCAUCUGGGAAACAUUGAAUUCAUGACAGCUGGCGGGGCCCAAAUUACAACAAAAGCGGUGCUGAACAUUGCCAGCGACCUCCUGGGCUUAGACGCCUUCCAGCUUUCUGAAGUACUGACGCAGAGGUCCAUGAUUCUGCGGGGCGAAGAGAUAAGCUCCCCUCUCACUGUGGAGCAGGCAGCUGACUCCAGGGACUCCCUCUCUAUGGCACUGUAUUCCCAGUGUUUUUCGUGGCUCAUCAGCAAGAUUAAUACAAAGAUCAAAGGCAAGGAAAACUUUAAGUCUGUGGGCAUCCUGGAUAUCUUUGGCUUCGAGAACUUUCAGGUGAAUCGUUUUGAGCAGUUUAACAUUAACUAUGCAAACGAGAAACUCCAGGAAUAUUUCAACAAACACAUCUUCUCCUUGGAGCAGCUGGAGUACAACAGGGAAGGGAUAAACUGGGAAGCCAUUGACUGGAUGGAUAAUGCAGAGUGCCUGGACCUUAUUGAGAAGAAACUGGGUCUGCUGGCUUUGGUGAAUGAAGAGAGUCGAUUCCCCAAAGGCACAGACAACACCCUUCUGGAAAAACUUCACAGCCAGCAUAUGAGCAACCACUACUAUGUGAAGCCUCGGGUAACAGACCAUCAGUUUGGCAUAAGACAUUAUGCUGGGGAGGUGCUAUAUGAUGUGAGAGGCUUUCUGGAGAAGAACAGAGAUACCUUUCGAGAUGACAUUUUGAACAUGCUGAAAGACAGCAGGCUGGACUUCAUCUAUGACCUUUUUGAAAGAGUCUGCAGUCGUUGCAGCGAAGAGACACUGAAGAUGGGCACCCAGAGGCGCAGACCGACUGUCAGUUCCCAGUUCAGGGAUUCUCUCCAUUCCCUGAUGGCCACGCUUAGUACUUCCAACCCAUUCUUCAUCCGCUGCAUCAAACCAAAUACAGAAAAGGCACCAAACCUCUUCAAUCCAGAUGUGGUGCUAAAUCAGCUCCGGUACUCAGGGAUGCUGGAGACAGUGAAAGUUCGGAGAGCAGGUUUCCCUAUACGGCGCCUUUUCCAGGACUUUCUCAGCAGGUACAAGAUGCUUGUGAAGGGGCCAAGUUUCUCAGACAACAGCAAAGCUGUAUGUGCAGGCUUUCUUCAGACCUAUGACAGCAGCAGGAAAGAAUGGCAGCUGGGUAAAACCAAGGUUUUCCUGAAGGAAGCUCUUGAGCAGAAGCUGGAGAAGGAUCGGGAAGAGGAGUUGAGGAAAGCAGCUAUAGUCAUCCGGGCCCACGUCUUGGGCUACAUGGCAAGGAAGAAGUACCAAAAGGUGCUAGCCAGUGUUGUUAUAAUCCAAAAGAACUACCGAGCGUACUUCUGGAAGAAGAGCCUGCUGCAACUGAAGGCCUCUGCAGUCACCCUGCAGAAGCACUGGCGUGGCCGCCUGGCUCGCGGCCGCUACCAGCACCUGCUGCAGCAGGAACUCAGGCGGAAGCAGGAAGUGGAGGAGAGAAGGAGGCAAGAAGAGGAAGAACAGAUCAGAAGAGAGGAAGAGGAAAGACAAUGGCAAGAAGAGGAGGAGCGUAGGAGGAAGCAGGAAGAGGAAGAGGUGAAGGAAAGAGAAAAGGAGCAACUGAACGCGCUACUCCGGGUGACUCAGGUGGAAGCAGUAAAGACUGAGGAGGUAGAUAUUCCCCUGCAAGAAGAAGAGAGACGUCAGAUGGAGGAGAUCUUAAGACUGGAGAAGGAGAUUGAGAAGUUGCAGCAACAAAAGGAGGAUCACAUGUCUAUCAUCUGUGAAAACACCAGGAAUGAAAUCAAUCGGCAGCGAGAAGAAGAGAUCCAGAGGCUGGAAAAAGAGGCAUCUAGGGUUGCCCAGGAGUUCUUGGAGCUGCUGGAUUUUGGCAAUCUGGAUGAAAGCGUGCAGAACUUAGAGCGCUCGCUUUCUAGUGAGGGGACACUCAACAUUGACUGUAGCCUGGUAGCACCACUAGCCGAAGAAGAAGUGGAUGAGGGUUUUCAUGCUGAUGAUGAGGGACAUCCAGCUUCCAGUUUGGUGGUCUUGAAUCAGCAUGGUGCAAGAAACAGCGAUAACUACUCAGAGGAAAGUGCAGACACAAACCUUUCACUUCUCCAAAGGGAAGUGGGAGAGGUUGUCCCUGCUCCAGGACAACUUGUGGAAAGAACCACUAGCCCCAAGGAGCAGAGAGCCCUAUCUGACCCAGCAGAGAGCAUUUACAGCGCUGUCUCAGAUACACAGAGGAGUAACAGCGGAGAGGUGGGAGAGACAAUUUACACUUCCCCCCCAGAUGUGGAGUCUGACUACGACCAUGAGGAGUUUGAUGGCUGUGGAGAUGCAGGUAGUGCCUCAGCUGAGCCCCUGAGUGGUGAGGAAGGUCUGAGACACUCCCAUGGUACCAGCCUGGACUCCAACCGUGGCAGCCUGGACUCGUUUCUGGACAGUGAAGAAGAAGUGGAUGUUUACAUUGAUACGGAUGAAGAGUUUUGUAAUGGACGAGUCACUAUCUUCAAUGGCUCAGGACCACCCUAUUUUCACAGCUAUCUCUACAUGAAGGGAGGUCUCAUGAACCCAUGGAGGCGGCGCUGGUGUGUUCUGAAGAACGAGGCCUUCAUGUGGUUCCGCACCAAGCAAGAGGCGCUGAAGUCAGGCUGGCUCUAUAAAAAAGGUGGAGGCAUGUCAACACUUUCACGCCGCAACUGGAAACGCCGUUGGUUUGUGCUUCGAGAAUCCAAGCUGAUGUACUUUGAGAAUGAUAGCGAGGAAAAGCUGAAAGGGACAAUUGAUAUCAGAAAGGCAAAGGAGAUUGUGGACAUUCAUGAGAAGGAGAAUGCCUUGGACAUUGUGACGGAAGACAGAGUUUAUCACAUCGUCGCAGAGUCACCAGAAGAUGCCAGUGGUUGGUUUAAUGUCCUGAGCCGAGUGCACAGCGCUACAGCGCAGCAGCUGAGGGAAAUGCAAGAUGAACAGGCCAAUCCAAAGAACGCUGUGGGAACCCUGGAUGUUGGGCUUAUUGACUCUGUCUGUGCUUCAGACAAUCCUGAUAGACCAAAUUCUUUUGUGAUCAUCACAGCAAAUCGAGUGAUUCACUGCAACAGUGACACCCCUGAGGAGAUGCAUCACUGGAUCUCCCUGCUGCAGAAGCCAAAAGGCGAAUCUAAGGUUGAUGGCCAGGAAUUCCUUGUGAGAGGCUGGCUUCAUAAAGAGGUUCAGAGCAGCAACAAGAUGUCCUCUCUGAAGAUGAAGAAACGCUGGUUUGUUCUGACAAACACUGCCCUUGAUUACUACAAGUCAUCUGAGCGCACAGCUGCCAAGCUUGGCACGCUUGUGCUCAAUAGCCUCUGCUCUAUAGUGCAGCCUGAUGAGAGGGUCUUCAAAGACACAGGCUACUGGAACAUCAUUGUCCAUGGGCGAAAGCACUCCUACAGACUGUACACAAAGCUGCUGAAUGAAGCUAUGCGCUGGGCCUCUGCCAUUCAAGGUGUCAUUGACAGCAAAGUUCCCAUAGAAACACCAACACAGCAACUCAUUCGUGACAUCAGGGAAAACAGCACGAACUUUGAAGUAGUGGAACAGACAUAUAGGAGGAACCCAAUCUUGCGAUAUACCCAGCACCCUUUGCAUUCCCCAUUGCUCCCACUACCAUAUGGAGAUGUUAGCAUCAACUUGCAACAAGAGAAGGGUUACAGCAGCUUACAGGAUGAAGCGGUGAAGAUCUUCAACUCCCUUCAGGAAAUUGAGACAGUGUCUGACCCCAUACCCAUUAUCCAAGGCAUUCUGCAGACCUGCCAUGAUUUAAAGCCACUUCGUGAUGAAGUGUACUGCCAGCUCAUCAAACAAACUAAUCACAUGCCACAUCCCAACAGCACUGGGAACCUGCACCACUGGCAGCUGAUGUCAUGUAUGAGCUGCACUUUUCUGCCCAGUAGAGGGAUCCUUCGCUACCUCAAGUUCCACCUUAGAAGGGUAAAAGACCUCUUUCCAGGCUCAGAAAUAGACAGGUAUGCACAAUUCAUAAGUGAUUCCCUGAAGAAAACAAAGACAAGGGAGUUUGUGCCCUCCCAGGAAGAAAUACAGGCUCUUCUCACCCGUGAAGAAAUGACCACAACAGUGUACUGCCAUGGCGGUGGCUCCUGUAAAAUAACCAUCAAUUCCCACACAAGCGCUGGGGAGGUGGUUGAAAAGCUGAUCCGAGGUCUAGCAAUGGAGGACAGCCGUAAUAUGUUCGCGCUCUUUGAACAUAAUCAGCAGGUGGACCGUGCUGUCGAGAGUCGGGUGAUUGUGGCUGAUAUCUUGGCCAAGUUCGAGAGACUUGCUGGCUCUGAAGAAGAAGAGGAGGAAGGACAGUGGCAGCUGUAUUUUAAGCUUUAUUGCUUCUUGGAUAUUGAGAAUGUUCCCAGAGACGGGGUGGAGUUUGCCUUCAUGUUUGAGCAGGCUCAUGAAAGCCUCAUAGAUGGUCAUUUUCCGGCACCAGAGGACACUCUGCAGCGCCUAGCGGCUCUACGGCUGCAGUACCUUCAUGGAGAUUAUUCUAAAAUAAGCUGGACCCUGGAUGGAAUCUACCCAGUUAACAGACUGAAAUCCAAAAUACUGCAUUCAACAAAGAGCAGUGGCACUACCAGUCACACUCUGGAGAGAAGGCGGACCAGCUUCCUUGAAGGGACAUUGAAACGUAGCUUCAAGACAGGCUCUGUAAAGAAGCAGAGGGUAGAAGAGGAGCAGAUGAUGGAGAUGUGGGUAAAGGAAGAGCUUUCAGCUGCUCGGGCAAGCAUAGCACAGAAGUGGACCAAGCUGCAGGGACUCUCUCAGCAUCAGGCCAUGGUGAAAUACAUGUCCAUUGUAAAGGAGUGGCCGGGUUAUGGGUCAACCCUCUUUGACGUUGAGUGCAAGGAGGGUGGAUUUCCAAAUGAUCUUUGGCUUGGAGUCAGCACGGAGAAUGUGUCUGUCUACAAACGAGGGGAUCCUAAACCACUAGAAACUUUCCAGUAUGAGCAUAUUGUUUUCUUUGGAGCGCCACAGCCUAACACCUUCAAAAUUACAGUGGACGAGAGAGAAAUGUUCUUUGAAACAUCUCAGGUGGGCGAGAUAAUAAAGAUCAUGAAAGCAUACAUCAACAUGAUUGUGAAGAAGCGCUGCAGUGUCAAAUCGGCCACCAGUGUGGACAGUCGUGCUAGCAUCUGGACUAGGUGA